CCAAAGCAGAGAGAGAGAGAGAGAGGCGAUAGACCGAUAGAGAGAAGAAAGCUCUCUUCUUUCUUUUGUAGUUCUUUUUCUUCUCUGGCCUGUUCAUUGCCAUCAUUAACAACUGAUGUCACAGACCCAUCUCUUCAAAUUUGAUUUUCUACUUUUCCUGCAAUUUUCAACUGCCCAAGAGAGAGCGAAGGGAAGGAUACCUAAUUCAGUGGGUUUAUGUGUAUCAGAUCUUGUUCUUGAUCACGAAGACCUCUGGAAUCUGAGAUGGGUUCAUCUUUGAUCAGUUAAAAAAGCUGAAAACUCGUGAUCUGAUUCGAUAUUCUUAUCAGAUUUGAGCUCCUACUUUGCUCUUUUGAUCUCAACUUUUGUGGGUUCCUCUAUUUCUCUAGCAUUUGGGUUGUAACGAUGGAAUGAGAUCGAGAAUUCAAGCGUUCUUGCAGUUUUUUUCGAUAGGCUUGAGCUCUCUGCUGCUUUUUCUGAUCUGGGCAUCCCAUUUUCCUGUUGUUGGUUUCGAAAUAAUAGAUGGAAGAAGAUCAAGAGCAGAAGCAUGUAUGCAAGUUCUGUAAGAAGACUUUCCCCUGUGGGAGGUCCUUGGGAGGUCACAUGAGGUCUCAUAUGACUAUGAAUUCAGUUGAAACCGAGGACAAGCUCGGCAGGAAGAAGGUUUCUUCUGUUAAUGGUGAAAGUAACAGUAAUAACUACAUGGGUUGCGAAGCUGGUAAUCACGCUGGUUAUGGCCUUAGAGAGAACCCCAAGAAGACUUGGAGGUUUUCGGAUUCAAGCGAUGGUGCUUUGCGCCAAGGGAAGGUCUGUAAAGAAUGCGGUAAAGGAUUUCAGUCAUGGAAAGCUCUCUUUGGUCACAUGAGAUGCCACUCUGAAAGAGAGAGGGUCUCCAACAGCUUGGAAGAUGAUUCGUGGACUUGUGAAAACCAGAAGGUGGUCAUGGACAGCCAAUCUGACAACGAAGCUGCUGCUCCAAGGCGCAGGAGGAGAUCAAGAAGAAUGAGGUAUAGAGCUACUGCAACUUCAUCUUCUUUCUCUUUCGCUAAUGCUUCUUCUUCUGUUUCGGAGAUUGAGCAAGAACAGGAGGAGGUGGCCAUGUGUUUGAUGAUGCUGUCUCGGGAUGUGGGUCACUGGGGUGGAUUGAAUUCUGUUGGAGAGUCUUCUGAUAACAAUUCUGUAGUUUUAGAAGCUAGGUCAUCCGGCAUAGAUAAGCGAAUUACUAGAAGAGGAGGCAAAGUUUUUACUUCUAAUGUAUAUGAGACUGUGAAGAUGCAGAAACCAAGAAACAGGCGGUUAGACUCUGUUGUUUCCGAUCCUGAGAAUGUUCAUGUCGACAAGGGAAGAUCUGAGUGCGGUGUUUCUGAUUCUGGAGUUUUGAGGAAAGGAAUCAAGAAGGGGGAAUCAGAAGUCUCUGUUGAUGGGUUUCUCACGGAUGAUGAGUUUAAGAAGCCUAAAUUGGAUGACGAAACUGGUUUUGAGUUGUCAGAUAUGGAACUGAUGAGGAAGGAUAAUAAAAAAAGAUUCAAUUGUAAAAAGAGUACAGUGGACUAUUCUGAAGUUGAAUUGGGGAAAGAUUUUGUCAAAGAAACCGGAAAAGAUAGGUCUGAUUCAGAGUUUAAGAAGUUCAGUUUCAGCAAGAGAACCAGAACUGAUGCUUACGAUCCUGAAUUGGGAGGCGAUUUCAGCAAGAAGAUAAGAUAUGAUGAUUUGGAUUCAGAAAUCUACGGAGAGACUCAAAAGAAAAGCAGGUAUGAAUGUACAACUUGCAACAAGAUCUUCCAUUCCUACCAGGCUCUCGGGGGGCACAGAGCCAGCCACAAGAAGGUCAAAGGAUGUUUUGCUUCAAAGGUUGAGAGCAGUGAGAACAGCAUCGAGACAGAUGUUUCUCCUGAUCCAACAGCUGACAGUAAACUUGUUAAGUCUUGCAGUAAUGAGAACCUGGUAGAUCGAGAUGGUGCUGUCAGUUUGGAAGCAAGCUCUGUAUCAAAGAAGAGUAAGGGGCAUGAAUGUCCAAUCUGCUUCAAGGUUUUCACGUCAGGCCAAGCUUUGGGCGGCCACAAACGGUCCCAUAUGGUUGGGGGCUCUGAAGCCAGAGGGAAUCAGACCAUUGUAAUUCAACAACAGCUUCCUGAGAUUCGUGAUCUACUAGAUCUCAAUCUUCCUGCUCCUGCUGAGGAAGACAACGGUGGCCGCGUGGGGUUUAACCCAUGGUGGGUUGGAAGCAACCACAAACAUGAACCGCUGGUAGGUCUGAUUUCCAACUGAGUAACCUGAGACUGGUCAUGUUUCCCAUGAAGAUGCAAGAGUGUACAGACAAGUUGGUUGAUAUUAUUUCAUUAAUUCUUUUCAUAUCCAAGCAUAUGCUCUAUUGAGGUAAUAGUUCCCUUUGCUGCUUAAAUCAACUAAGUAGCAUUUUUCCUCUCCCUCUCUCUCUCUCUCUGCCUUUCCAUCCACCCCCUUUUGCCUUUUCUGUUUUCCAAUCUCAGAAUAAAUCUACAUUGUCACAAAAUUUUAAGUUCAUCAAUCUGUUUCAACUUGAAACUAUAUACUGUAAUUGGGUUUUGUUUUAUAUUUCUUCUUCCAGUGUAAUUUCUCUAAUUCCAAAUGAACUCAGAUUGCUCUCUGUUUCUGUUC
Nelumbo nucifera (sacred lotus) is the source of this 2637-nucleotide messenger RNA. RefSeq lists its product as uncharacterized. The record is from RefSeq and is a predicted model, not a curated record. Lineage: Eukaryota; Viridiplantae; Streptophyta; Magnoliopsida; Proteales; Nelumbonaceae.